Pelmatolapia mariae (spotted tilapia) is the source of this 2807-nucleotide messenger RNA. RefSeq names its product ubiquitin-conjugating enzyme E2, J2 (UBC6 homolog, yeast) (gene ube2j2). The transcript has 7 exons. The record is from RefSeq and is a predicted model, not a curated record. NCBI's taxonomy places the organism in Eukaryota, Metazoa, Chordata, Actinopteri, Cichliformes, Cichlidae. The coding region runs from base 151 to 936 and encodes 261 amino acids.
GAAAACCGGAAGUGUAAUUUUUCCUCCUGCUGGCGAUAGCGUAAGCUACUUUGGUGUCAUCGUCUUAACGGAUUGGGGUUGGCAACAGAAACAACAACCUUAUUUCGUGUCCAGCCACGAAUACAUAUUUUCGUUGGGGUUUCUGGAGAGAUGAACAACAACGGGAACAAAAGAGCUCCAACUACAGCCACUCAGAGACUUAAGCAGGAUUACCUCAGGAUAAAGAAAGACCCCGUGCCUUACAUUUGUGCAGAGCCCCUUCCCUCCAACAUCCUAGAAUGGCACUAUGUAGUCAGAGGUCCUGAGAAAACCCCGUAUGAAGGUGGAUAUUACCAUGGAAAACUUAUAUUUCCCAGAGAAUUCCCUUUUAAACCACCAAGUAUCUACAUGAUAACGCCAAACGGGAGAUUUAAGUGCAACACAAGGUUAUGUUUGUCCAUCACAGACUUCCACCCGGAUACGUGGAACCCAGCGUGGUCCGUCUCGACGAUCCUCACGGGUUUGCUCAGCUUCAUGGUGGAAAAAGGACCCACUCUUGGCAGCAUUGAGACCUCUGAUUACACAAAAAGACAGCUAUCAGCCCAAAGCCUGGCUUUCAACCUCAAAGACAAAGUAUUCUGUGAGCUGUUUCCUGAUGUAGUUGACGAGAUGAAGCAGAAGCAGAAGGCCCAGGAGGAGCUUAAUGCCCGUACACAGCCUCUCCCCUUACCUGAUGUGGUGCCUGACGGAGACCCCCAGCAAGCCCACUAUGGCCUCCCAGCCCUCAACGGUGGUCCUGCCCCACUAGGGGGUGCCAACCCCGCCCCUGGCCAGCAGCAGGCCAAUCGUAACCAUGGACUACUAGGUGGGGCUCUAGCCAACCUCUUUGUGAUUGUAGGCUUUGCAGCAUUUGCCUACACAGUGAAGUACGUGCUGAGGAGCAUAGCGCAGGAGUGAGAGGAGCCGGUGUUUUAGGGCAGCGCUCCCCUCCCCCUGCAGGUGAGCCAACUAGUGGACUCGACAUUCUACAAACACACUACGUGGGGUGGGGAGGGAUGUUCAUUCCCGAUCAAACCCCUCCACAACCACAACCUCCACCACCACCACUACUACCACUACCAACAUGGACUUUGGAAGACAAAAACUCAAAGCCCACCUAGCCAGGAAGGACUGAGGGGAGGAGGAGGAGGUGGGGGAUGGACGGGAGUGGCUGUAGAGCCGGGGAGACUGGAGGGGUUUAUUAAAACGGUUGUGAUCUACUCUGUGCUUCUGUGGUUUAUAUCACUUCUAGAAACAAACUUGGCUCAUGGGUUGUGGGAGAGUGUAGCUCUGUGGGUCAUUUUGUUGCAGACUUCACAGCAGACAUAUUGAUUUCCUUUGUGAAAAUGAACGUUGCAUAACUGGAAAACUUGUUAAUUCUAAAUUGUUUGCCUCUGCCAAUCACUUCUUUAGAAAGCAUUCCCAUCUGCAUUGUUUCCUGCUAAUUCAUUAGAGGAAAUAAAAUCCUCAGGGGAUGAAGAGAUGAUUUGAUCCAGCUCCAAGACUUUUUAUUUUAUUUUUUAGAGUGACAUGAGGAGACCAAAUAAAUACAAGUCAAGUUUCGCGUCAUCCAUUGCCUCGGAAAAACCUCAAAGUAAUAGUUAUGCUUUCCAAUUUGUGUGUCAGGGGUGUUACGUCUUCUGCUUUCUGUUUCCCAUGAAUGGGUUUGAAUGCAUCCCUGGUAUACCGUUCAAAGGCUGCCAGGCUACAGUGCUGGGAUACAUGCCGAGAAUACAUUAGUGUAAUUUAGUAAAGGUUGGACAUGAUAAUAAGGAUUUGCAAAAUGUGACUGUGGCCAAAAUAAUUAUGAAUCAAUGAAUUCCCAUCCAGGGAAGUAUAAAAGGCAGAUUCUGUGAAUAGUGUAAGAUCAGUAACUUUUAAUAAUCAGACACUAUAUGAUAAACAAGUGUAUAACAGCAAAACUAUACGUGCACUUACAUGAAAAUGGGUGUGAUAAAAGAAAGCUCAUGCUUGUCAGUACUUGUCAGUUUAUAUCCCUGUCUGAGAUUCAGCACCGGUGAUGCGUCACUGACUGAGAGAGUAGACAUAACUCCAGCCUUGAUUUCUAUUCAUAUAUGCAGUCAGAGAGCAUGAAGAAAACAAAAGUUGGCCUUUGAUCUGUGAAGCAGCUAAAGCUACACGGUCAGAGUUAGAUGUUAUAGCAGACGGUCUCUCCAGUCAACCCAUGAGCCAAGCAGUGUCUGCACAAAAAUAAACAGAGACAAGGACCUUCUUUUAAUUUGGCUUAGCCAAUCAGUAUAGCAGCAAUCUACAUAGGAUUAAAUGAGGAGACCCAUGCAGAGAACCAUUUUUUUUUUGUUUCUGUAUAUUCCUUUUAUUUCUUCUUUUUUAAAUCAUUUUUUUCUCUUUGUGUUUUUGUUCUCUUUUAUUUAUAGAAAUGUCCAGCUUGUCUGUCGUGGUUCUAAGGAAAACACCUAGUGUUUUUUCUUAGGGCUGUGCAGUCAAACACACGGUCGUGUUAGUGGUGCUGGCUCACACAAUUGCUGAUGAUUUACUGUUGUGCAUUGCAUUUAGUAAAAGCUGGUUCUACUGUACUGCAUCUAAUGCUUCCAUAGGAAGAAAACUCCGAAAGCAGAAGAUUCUCUUGUCCGUUGCUCUUUUCUUGGCGCCAUCUCAAAAUAAGACCAACUUGAUGAUGAUGAUGAUGAUGACGAUGAUUAUGAUGAGAGUGUGUUUGUGUGAUUAUACAGCAAAGGCCCAAAUUACCAUGCUUCAAUUAAUCUUGUGUGGCAUUGUCUCUGUUUUCAUAGUAAAUGCAAAUAAAUUAC